Molecule: messenger RNA, 585 nt
Organism: Cicer arietinum (chickpea)
Lineage: Eukaryota; Viridiplantae; Streptophyta; Magnoliopsida; Fabales; Fabaceae
Source: RefSeq, a predicted model, not a curated record
UUCUCAAUUUUUAUUUGGAACAACGUUAGACUCAUAAUCAUCAUCAUGGUACUUUUAAAGAGUACUACUACUACUCUUUGUAUUUUUCUUCUAUUCCUUUCUGCUGCCUCGUUGUCCACUGCUAGGUUUCAUCCUACAGGUGGUGAAGUUAAUGGACUUUUGAGCACAAAGGGUAAAGUUAUAAGUGCAACUAUAAACAAAAAUAAGGAGAAAACCCUAGCAGCAAUAGACUCAAAGAAAUUGAGUGCAAAUGGAAAGAAAAGUUUAAGAAGCCAUUUGUCUGACGAGGUUGGUGUUGGUUUUGUUGCUUUUACUGCUGACUAUCAUUCACCAAGGCAUCAUCCACCUAAGAACAACAAAUGAGACUACUUUUUAAGAUAUAAGAUAUAUUUUCGUGUUUUUCUAAUUUUGCUCAUCCUUUUCCUUAUGUUUUUCUAGCUGAAGAGUUUCUUGUAUCUCCAAUUGUCAUAGUAUAUUCUUUUUUGUCACUGUACUGUAAAAUUAACAUAUGUCAAAUCAAAGUCCCUUAGAGCAAGUGUUCCAUGGACAUAAUUAAAUUAUAAGGUUUCUUGUGUUGUUUUUCAA